Molecule: messenger RNA, 2106 nt
Organism: Psammomys obesus (fat sand rat)
Lineage: Eukaryota; Metazoa; Chordata; Mammalia; Rodentia; Muridae
Gene: Prkcsh
Product: protein kinase C substrate 80K-H
Exons: 18
Coding region: 228-1814 (528 amino acids)
Biological process (GO): N-glycan processing; liver development
Cellular component (GO): glucosidase II complex
Molecular function (GO): calcium ion binding; protein binding
Source: RefSeq, a predicted model, not a curated record
GUUGCAACAGGGCGGGUGGUGUGGAGGGAUUGUAAAUCCUUUGAUCCUGUUGGCGGGAGUUGCCCACUUUGCCCCGACAGAGCCCUUAGGUCGUGAGUCCCCUGAGACUCUUACACUGGCUCGGGGCGGAGGGACGUCCUGGCUUCCAGUUGAAGCUUCUUUUCCGGGAAGCAUUGCCUGCGUCCUGCUGCAGAACACACUUCCGGUGUCGGCCGGCUGGGGACGGGAUGCUGCUGCUGCUUCUGCUGCUACCCCUCUGUUGGGCGGUAGAGGUUAAGAGACCCCGGGGAGUCUCCCUCAGCAACCAUCACUUCUAUGAGGAAUCUAAGCCUUUCACGUGUUUGGACGGCACAGCCACCAUCCCGUUCGACCAGGUGAACGAUGAUUACUGCGACUGCAAGGAUGGCUCAGAUGAGCCUGGCACAGCCGCUUGUCCCAAUGGCAGCUUCCACUGCACCAACACUGGCUACAAGCCCUUGUACAUCCCCUCCAGCCGGGUUAAUGAUGGGAUAUGUGAUUGCUGUGAUGGCACAGAUGAGUACAACAGUGGCACCGGCUGUGAGAACACCUGCAGAGAGAAGGGUCGUAAGGAAAAAGAGUCCCUGCAGCAGCUAGCCGAGGUCACCCGAGAAGGAUUCCGCCUCAAGAAGUUGCUCAUUGAAGAGUGGAAGACGGCUCGGGAAGAGAAGCAGAGUAAGCUGCUUGAGCUUCAGGCUGGAAAGAAGUCUCUGGAAGACCAGGUGGAGGCGCUGCGGACAAUGAAGGAAGAAGCAGAGAAGCCAGAGAAGGAGGCCAAAGAGCAGCACCGGAAGCUGUGGGAAGAGCAGCAAGCUGCUGCCAAGGCCCGGCGGGAGCAGGAGCUGGCGGCCAGUGCCUUCCAGGAACUGGAUGACAACAGGGAUGGGGUGGUCUCCCUGGCCGAGUUGCAGACUCACCCAGAGUUGGACACGGAUGCAGAUGGAGCGCUGUCUGAGGAGGAGGCCCAGGCCCUUCUCAGUGGAGACACACAGACUGACAGUGCCUCCUUCUAUGACCGUGUCUGGGCCGCCAUCAGGGACAAGUACCGCUCUGAGGUGCCGCCCACUGAUGAGCCUGUCCCCUCCACCCCGGAUGUGAUUGAGCCCAAAGAGGAACAGCCACCAGUGUUGCCGCCCACAGAGGAGGAGGAGGAAGAGGAGCCAGAAGAGGAGGAGGAGGAAGAGGAGGAGGAAGAGGUGCAGGGGGAGCAACCCAAGGAGGCCCCAACCCCUCUGCAGCCCCCACAGCCUGCCAGCCCUACCGAGGAGGAGAAGAUGCCACCGUAUGAUGAGGAGACACAGGCUGUCAUCGAUGCUGCACAGGAGGCCCGGAGCAAGUUUGAGGAAGCCGAACGGUCCUUGAAAGAGAUGGAGGAAUCCAUCAGGAGUUUGGAACAAGAGAUCUCCUUUGACUUCGGUCCCUCUGGGGAGUUUGCAUACCUCUACAGCCAGUGCUACGAGCUCGCCACCAAUGAGUACAUCUACCGGCUUUGCCCCUUCAAACUAGUCUCCCAGAAGCCCAAACAUGGGGGCUCCCCAACCAGCCUGGGCACAUGGGGCUCCUGGGCUGGCCCUGAUCAUGACAAGUUCAGCGCCAUGAAGUACGAGCAGGGCACUGGCUGUUGGCAGGGCCCCAACCGCUCCACCACAGUGCGCCUGCUCUGUGGCAAAGAGACAGCGGUGACCAGUAGCACAGAGCCCAGUCGCUGCGAGUACCUCAUGGAGCUGAUGACACCGGCAGCCUGCCCAGAGCCGCCGCCAGAAGUGCCCACUGAUGGAGACCAUGAUGAGCUCUAGCCUGAACCUCAAGGCCUGAAGCCCGUCUACUCGCCAUGUAGCCUACGAUGACCAAGGCCCGCCCGCCCUGGGGUUCCUGACCAUUCUCCAGGUAGCCGGAACCACUUCUGGCCCAGGCUAGCCAAGCCAUGCUCCUGAGGCCCCAGCGACCUCCAGAGAUGGACAAUGAGCUCACCUUUCUUCUUGGAUUCCUGGGGGGGGGGGGGUAAUCCCUGCGCCCUGCCUCCCCAGCUGCUGGGAGAUGAAUGGGUGACUUGACAUGUGACCUCGGAACAAUAAAUGUGACUCCCCA